Messenger RNA from Hyposmocoma kahamanoa, 1238 nucleotides. Its product is annotated as steroid receptor RNA activator 1-like. The record is from RefSeq and is a predicted model, not a curated record. The transcript has 3 exons. Lineage: Eukaryota; Metazoa; Arthropoda; Insecta; Lepidoptera; Cosmopterigidae. Gene Ontology annotation, biological process: regulation of transcription by RNA polymerase II. Gene Ontology annotation, cellular component: nucleus. The coding region runs from base 213 to 803 and encodes 196 amino acids.
AUUUCCAGUGCUUGACAUCAUACUCAAGUCGUGACUUGAGCAUUGAGUAGAGUUCUGGAAGUUUGUGUUGUCAAUUUUGACAGCUGUAAAUCUGCGAAUGCAUGUAGGAAAACGUGAAAUUAAUUCGCGAACUACGAAUAGUCUCUUCUACUAAAAAGCAAAGUAAUUGUAAAAUUAUUAGUUUCAGUAUUCACGAUCGGUACAAAAUAAAUAUGGACAACUACGACAAUGUUCCUAAAGUGCCGUUCGAUCCAGGUUGGAACGAUCCCCCGACAUUCUCUUACAACACGCAACAGUCUACACCAAACAGGCCGCGCAAUUUUCUAAACAAAAGGGUGGCUUUUCCAUUGUCAGGCAACAACCCAAAUCCGGGAUGUUUGCCUAACAUCAAUCUGCCGAAAAUGCCUUCAGUGCCUCCGAUACCUCCGCCUAGUGCCCCUAAACACAAUUCAUGUGAAGAUAUAGACUUAGAUGAUGAAAGGACACUCACUGAAGUAAAGAGCAUACUGCUAAAGUUUUUAGAAGACACUCCUGAAUUAGGCCCGAAGGCGAAUGACAUUAGGAAAAGAGUAAAUGUAAUGGAGGAGAUGUGGUCAAAUAAGAAAUUGAACAAGAGAGUACAUAUACAAAUGAAGCAACUAGCUGAAGCUCUAAAAGACAACCAGCCAAGCAUAGCAGAUGAUAUCCAUAGAGCCUUGAUGGUGGAUCAUGUCAGUGUCGUUGGAACUUGGAUGCCCGGAGUCAAACAGCUGGUGCACCAUUGCGUGGCGCGAGCUGAACUGUUGGCUAUUGAUAAGGAAUAAUUUUUUUCAAAACUGGUAAAUCUUUUAUAAUGAAUUUAUUGAAUAACAAGCAUCAAGAAAAAGACCAUUGUAUUCUACUAAAAAAUUACCUAUAUACAUUUUACAUAUUUAACCCAUUACACAUCCUAGACUCAUGCAGUGUCCUUAAAAAUUUUUCAAAAUGGUGGAUGAAAACAGCUGGGUGUUAGAGACACUAUGUGGAUCUAGAAUGCUACUGAACCAAAAUUUGUAGGGACACCGUAUCUCUCAGAUACGUGAUGGGUCAAUGAGCUGAAUAAUUUAGAUAAAAGUCUCACAACUCUUGCUAAGCCAAUUUAAACUUUAAGUGAACACAAAAGGAAUUGUAGAUAAGGUGCUUUCUAUUACAAGUAAGAAUAAGAAUAUGUUUAUUGGCAUCACAAACACACAAAUACUUUACAUAUAAUAUAAACACUA